CUUGGCACGACCUUCGUCUCUAUCGCGAGUGCCUGAAUCUCUUCGGUUGUACCCCCGCGCGCUCUCUCUCUCUCUCUCUCUCUCUCUCUCUCUCUCUCAGUGUGAAUAGCCUCUGCUAGCGGAGCCAGGACUCUUGACCUCCUCUCUCGCUCUUCAGAUACAAGGUCGGACGGUAAAUGGUGAUCUAGCCCUGUGACUACAGUAUGAGCUGGUUAGGAUGCCAUUGAUUCGGUAACAAAAUCAGAGCUAGCCAUGUCAGUUACAUAUCCGCAGAAGCCCCCGUUUCCGAGACCCUUCUCUUCAUUUUCUACCCGUCCUUUAUCUUUGACAACCAACUUCCAGUUUCCAUUCUCUCGAAGUAUACGAUUCCCGAAAAAGCUAAAUUGUCUUCCACCUUCUUCUCAAUCCUCAUUAGCAUGGGAAAACGACAUCAUUGAGGAAGAACAUGUAAUUGGUGACUGUGUUGUAUUUGAAGAUGGUAUUUUUGAAGACCCAUACCUCCAAGGUGAAACCAACCAUGACAACUUUAUUCCACCUAAACGCAAAGGCAAAAAGAGGUUAAAUGAAGUUGAAACUGAAAACUUAGUGCCAGAAAAUUGGAGAGAGGUGCAAGCAGAGAUUAACAUUACAAAGAAAGAUAGGCGCAAGAUUGCACAGGAAUUAGAGUUUGGUCGCAGAGUGGAGAAGAGAAAACAAGGUUAUGUUCCUUUAAGGACCGUGAAUUUAGAAGAAUAUAAAGCUUACAAAGAGGCAAAGAUGGCACAGUUGAAACCAGUGGCUCUUGACAGUCCUAGUUUUCCAGGGAAAGAAGAGGAUAAGGAGGCUAAUGCGGGCGCAGAGAAAGAGUUGCUAAGUGAAAGAGUGGCGCCACGAAAUCCAAGAUGGGAAGUUUAUGGGAGGGGCUUGGAGGAUGUUACUGAAUUUUUGAACAGUGGAAACUAUGAACCUGGUAAAAAACCUGAAGGUCCCCGCAAGCUAUUCACUAAGGAAGAAAAGGUUCUGCUGAACAAACGGAUCCCUAACCUGGCUGCUGCGACAUCUGACAAAUGGCUACCCCUGCACACAUUGGCUGCAUCGGGAGAGUUUUACCUUAUGAAUGCUUUGCUGAAACACAAAGUUGAUAUCAAUGCUGUAGAUAAGGGUGGUUUGAGCGCACUCCACAAAGCAAUUAUAGGCAAGAAGCAAGCAAUUAUGAACUAUCUUUUGAGAGAAUCUGCUAAUCCAUUUCUUCGUGAUAAGGAAGGGGCUACAUUGAUGCACUAUGCUGUCCAAACAGCAUCGAGUCAGGCGAUAAAGAUUCUUCUAUUGUAUAACAUUGACAUAAACCUCCAGGAUAAUGAUGGAUGGACACCAUUGCAUCUUGCUGUCCAAUCUCAACGCACUGAUGUGUUGAGACUUUUAUUAAUCAAGGGAGCUGAUAAGACAAUAAAAAACCAGGAUGGUAUGACUCCGCUCGACCUUUGUCUACAUUCUGGUCGAGACUUUAGGACUUACGAGCUUAUCAAGUUACUGAAGCGGCUUCCCAAGUCAAAGCUAAUUAUGCCGUGAAGGCGAUGCAGUACUUGAAGAUGUCUUCCUCAGAAGAGAGUAGAAAGUAGAAAAUGCACACACAUUGCAGGAAACGAGUACAGGACCAGCACGAGGCAAACGCAGCUUGCUCUUCUAAAGCUAAGCGAAGCAUCGCACGACUAAU
Rhodamnia argentea is the source of this 1693-nucleotide messenger RNA. Its product is annotated as ankyrin repeat domain-containing protein, chloroplastic. Gene Ontology annotation, cellular component: chloroplast outer membrane. Gene Ontology annotation, biological process: protein targeting to chloroplast. The coding region runs from base 253 to 1548 and encodes 431 amino acids. The transcript has 8 exons. Lineage: Eukaryota; Viridiplantae; Streptophyta; Magnoliopsida; Myrtales; Myrtaceae. The record is from RefSeq and is a predicted model, not a curated record. Gene Ontology annotation, molecular function: chloroplast targeting sequence receptor activity; protein binding.